UCGCUUUUAAAUUAUUAUUGUGUGCAUUAACCUUCACGCAGUAACUGUGUGUACUUAAUCGAUAUCACGCCACCAAUCGCCGUGGCAGCUUCCUUCUUUAACUGUACGUUACAGCGCCACUCUACUAGUGCGAGUUGGAGUUCUAUCUAUAAAUAGCACGGUAUCUAUUCUACCUCGCGACAUGAGCAUGCGAGUGAGAGUGUCUAUAGCAUUGCCCGUAAAAGUCACCAUAGUUUUAAAAAUAGCUUUCAUCACUGAGCUGGUAUGCGUUAUAUAUCUUCUAUUGCUGUUGACAUUAUAAUAAUUACGAUGGUUUUGGACUAUACUCUCCUUGCUUGACACAAUUAAUUCAUCGUGUUAGUUGUGGUCUGAUGUCAUACACUGUACAUCUUGUCAACAGUUUGUAACUUUACCCGACCUGAUGUUACCUUCAAACAGUAUGUGACACGCGUUGAGUUUUUGUAAUUGCGCUAUUUCCGAGUUGGCCAUGAGUUAUCCUCUAUUUGUUGCAGAAUUCAUAUGCGUGUUAUCUACAGCUAUCGCCGAUAUCACCGUAACUGGUGAUAUGUGUGGUGGUUGUACGAAUGGUGGACAUUGUAUAGAGUUUCCAGACAACAAUAUGAUGUGUCAGUGUAAUACGAAGUUUUAUGGUAAACACUGUGAAUAUGAACGAGGUCGUAAUUUGUUUUUCGAUUGUCGUUUUGAUGGCGGGUGUAUGCACGGUGGUGAGUGCAUCGCAGACUCCGGAAUAUGUGUUUGUUACGGCGGUGAAUAUUUCGGAGACAAGUGUCAGUAUCAUAGUGAUGGCACGACUGAAGUCUCAUUACCAACUACUGUCGGUAUCUCGAUUGGAUUGGCUGCGGUCAUUGUGAUUCUUGUAACGUAUACUUGCAUGCGCUAUGGCAUUGGGCAGAUUAUCCGUGACAAACAGGCAGCUAGAAAACAACGACUUGCCCAAAGACCGGUACUUACCACAACAGGAUUUCCGUGUCGAUUGCACGAUACAUACGAAAGUCCAGUGAAUGAUUCCUAUUGGUCCGAUGUCCCGCGUAGAGGUUCAAUCACUCGUCUUGACGUCAUUAUUGAACAUGGUUCUUUACAAGACCAGAAAGUGCACGGUGUCUGA
This is a messenger RNA of Saccoglossus kowalevskii, 1126 nucleotides long. RefSeq lists its product as uncharacterized. The record is from RefSeq and is a predicted model, not a curated record. Lineage: Eukaryota; Metazoa; Hemichordata; Enteropneusta; Harrimaniidae.